Molecule: messenger RNA, 1457 nt
Organism: Ambispora leptoticha
Lineage: Eukaryota; Fungi; Glomeromycota; Glomeromycetes; Archaeosporales; Ambisporaceae
Source: the annotation of a GenBank genome assembly
AUGGUAACUAUCAAAGAAGUAAAAGUAACAAAAAUAGACGGAGAAAACAUAGAAAUCGAUGGAGUUAGAAUAACAAUUGAUGAAUAUAAUCGCACUCUAAACAACAAAGAUGACAAGGAUGAAAUUGAAUAUGAUAAAUUAGUCAACGAGAUAGAAGGAAGUAUCACGGAUGAAGAUGGAGAAUAUCUUCCUGACCAUGUCCAAAUUGAAGAGUCUAAAAAAGUUAGAUAUACGGAUUAUGCCCUUUGGAAAGAAUGUAAACGGAGACUUGAAUCGGAUAGAAAAAAUCUAAAAGGAACUACAACGAUUUUCAAAGCAAACCAACCUUAUACUGGUGCCCCAGGCGAUGAUGAAGCUAAAAUCCAAGAUAUCGUUAGAAAAAAUAAUGCUGCUUUACAACAUAAUUUAGAUUUACACCGAGCCACUUUACCUUUUUUACGGAGUUUAAUCAGCAAAAAAGUAGAAAUUGGGCAGGGAUUAGGCACACCCCUAGUUAAUCCGGAUGCUGACUUAAAUCGCGAAGAAAAAGGUAAAAGACAUAAGCAACUUAAUUCCUGUCGGGAUGAGGCUUAUCAAGCCAUCGACCAGGCUUUGAAUGAAGAACCGACUAUUGCCAAGGGUGAUUAUGACUCAGAAUUGGAAGAUAUUCGCACCGCGAUUGACGAAGGAGCAGUAAACCGAGUUAAAGAAUGGGUUUUAGCCGACAUUAAAAAGAAAAGAGAUGCAAUAAAGUCCAAUGAUAAAGGCAAUCCCGACCACAAAAGAAAAAGAGAAGAAGAUAAUAUUCCUGAUAACGCAAAAAAACCUCGUCUGGAUGCCAAUGAGACUAAAAGUGUCGCCGAGUUAAGAAACAAAACCAUUGAGGAAAUAGAUAAUAAUAGUUUAGCCACUGCUAUCAAAGUUGCUACCCAAUUAGAAGGAGAAAAGGAGUACCAAAAAGAUACUGAAAAAGUGAAGUUGGCCGAAGAAGAGUUAAUAAAAAAAGAUCCACGCUUGUAUAUGCAAACCAUAGUUGAUGCCAUCAAAGGUCGCCUAGAAGAUGCGGGGAUUAAGGUGGAUGUUAGAUACGACCUAAAUAAUGGUGAUGAAAACGUAGUAAGCGGGGAGGGAAUAGAUGAAGAAAUAAAGAAAAAUUACAAAAUAUUGUUGGAUUGUCAAGAAGGAAAAGGAAAAUAUAUCGGUUAUAAUUUUGAUGGCAUGGAGGAACGUUUGCAAGAUUUUCAAGCCAGCAAAGUUAAACUAAUCAAAAAAAUUGGUGAACAAGCCAAAAAAAAGGUUACUGAGAAAGUAAAAAAAGAUAUAAAAACACUUCAAGAGCAGUUCAAAAGUUUCAAAUCAGGGGCUAAUGCUUAUCUCGAUAGUUUUUAUCAAAAGGAUAAAGAAAAAAUUGAUAAAUUGGAAAAUGAUUUAGUUAAUUCCUUGUCUACCAACCAAACUGAUUCGCCAAAAAAAACUCC